GGACGCGCGCGAACGAGGGCGGAGAAAAUGUCUGACGGCGUCCAUGGGGGGCGGCGGCGUGGACGACUUGGCGGACGCUAAAACGGCAUGCCCGGCCAGCGCGGCGGAGAUAAGGUGCCUGCUGGCGAAGCUGAAGGCGCCGCUGCUCAAGGAGGCGGAGGCGAGGCAGGCCGCUUGGAGGCUGUCCCUCCUGGCCAGGAGCCCCGAAAACAGGGCCGCUGUAGCCGCGGAAUCUGGCCUGCAGAUCUUGAUCGACGCGAUGAAGAAGGGCCCCGCAUCGUGCAGGGGGCCCGCGGCGAGCGCCGUGGCGUCGAUGGCGCUCGGUGUGGAGUACGGCAGGGCGCUGAUCGGCGGCGGCACGAUUCAGAGCCUGGUGCGGCUGCUGAAGGAUCGUCAGGUGGACGGCCAGGAGGAUGUGCUCCAGGCCCUGGCCAAUCUGGCGCACUCCUCCGAGGCACGGGGGAUCAUCGUGGUGCACGGCGGCCUAGAGCUGGCGAUCCAUUUGCUAGAGAGCGACAACGGCAAUUCCGCUUUUCAGGCCCUCAGAGUCCUGACCCAGAUAUCCGCAGAUUCGGACUUCAGGUGUGAGGCUGGGUCCAGCCUUGCCACAGAUUUUGCUGCAAGGUUGCUGAUGGACGGCAGCGAGGAGGAGGAGAAGAAACUUUUAGCUUUAGAAUUUUUGGCCAAUGUGGCCGGCGAGCCUCAGAGUGCAGAUGCGUUGGUGGCGUGUGGCAUCCCUGCCCUGGUUCACACGGUGGAAAUGCAGGUUGGGAAGGGCAAGGCAGAAGCGUUGAGGGCGCUGGCGUCCCUGGCUGAGCGGGAGUCGCCAGGGCGAGCCAUUGUCGCAGAGGGAGGUAUUCAGCCCAUCAUCGAUUCUCUUUCAGACGGGUCCUGUGCUCCAGAGGCUGCCCGGUGCCUUGCAAACCUCUCCUGCAAUGUUGACAUUUGCCAGGUAAUUGUCAACAGGGGAGGCGUCCCCAAACUCGUCCUUGACCUGCACGAACCUACAUCAGGUCAUGUAGGCCAUUCCGUGUUUGCCAUUGCGAACAUUUCUGAAAGUCUGCAGGGUUGCAAGAAGAUCACGGAAGCGGGUGGUGUGCCGCAACUGGUGAAGCUGGUGAUCCGUGGGGCACAGCCGUUCAGGCUGAGUGCCCUCAGAGCUUUAUCCAACCUGUCGGAGAGCCUUGAAGACAACAGGGACACUAUAGGGAAGAGCCGUGGACUUUACCAGUGUGUUGUGCUCCUACGCUCGGGCUGUGAGAGGACCGCCGCACAGGCAGUGAGGCUUCUGGCCAGCCUUGCCGAGUAUGGUCCCAACAGGCGAUUGAUUGGCAGCGCAGGGGCUAUCCAAAUCCUGAUCCACCUGCUGACCGCACCGAAUCGGGCAAUGUGCAGGCUCAAUGCUGCAAGGGCACUGGCAGACAUAUGCCAUGAGCAGCGCUGCCGUGUGCAUCUUGUGCAGCUGGAGGGCAUAGGCCCACUGGUGGGCGUGUGUGGCAAGGAAAAAGACCCCGAAAGAGUCCAGGCUGCAAGGGCCCUGCACAACCUGGCGAUGGAUCCACACAUUCAGAGGAGCAUUGUCUGGGAGGGUGGCGUUUCUGUGCUGGUGGAGAUGCUGCAUAGCGCGAACUUCGAAGUGAGGGAGCAGGCCUUGCACACCCUGAUCAGGUUGGGAAUGUUGCACGAGCACUGGGGCGCGAUCAAGCAUGAGGGAGGGUUCAUCCCACUCACACGGCAGCUCAUAGUGAGUGAGGUUCGCGACGCCUUCACCAUUCUCAGGCAUGUAGUCCGGUUUUUCAAUGGAGUUUUUGGGGCCUUGCUGAUGAGUCACUGGAGAAGAGUCUGA
Ostreobium quekettii is the source of this 1846-nucleotide messenger RNA. Lineage: Eukaryota; Viridiplantae; Chlorophyta; Ulvophyceae; Bryopsidales; Ostreobiaceae. The record is from the annotation of a GenBank genome assembly.